UUUUCUCUUUGCAGAUUCCUAUCGACACAUGGGAAUGAUGUCAGAUUUGGUUAAGUAAGGACUCCCGACAUGCCUGGUACGACUCGGUACUCCGCGACUUUCGACCGCCCCUAUGAGGAGGAGGAGCCGCCCCUCAUGCCCACUGCCGCGAGCAGUCGGAGGUCACGCUCGCAAAGCUGGCAGGCCAAUUCGGGUCUCGAUCGAGCCUACACUCCGCUGGGAGGCACGAGGCCCGUGCAGCACAGAUCUUCCUCCACCGACAGCGGGUCCACGCAGGGGGUCGAGCACAUUCCCACGCGGACAGUCGUCAAAACUCCGCUCAAAGCUCACAACAACCCCUUCCAGUUUGUGAAAGUAGGAACGUGCCCCUUGUAUAAGAAGGCAGAAGAACAGAUUAAAAAAGUGAAAGAAAUAAAGAAACCGGAUGUUUUGAAAGAAGAGGAGGAAGAGUGGCAAUCUAAUCUAGACAGUUGGAAAUCUCGAAGGCGAAAAAUGUCUGAAGACGUCUUCCGGAGACAAGAAGAACUCCGACAGAUGGAACUGGAAGAGCAGAUCUCUCAAGCUGCCCAGAAGAAGACAAAAACAUUUUCAGAGAUGGUAGAAUCCAGAGCUCACAGAGGAAGAACUCUGAGUUUGUGCCUUAUAUCAAGUCCUUUAGAGUUACAGAAUUGGGAAAUGGAAAACAAUAACAACAAAAAUUCCUCAAAUAGUAAUUUCUCUGCUGGAUCUGAGGAAAGCAGUAAUGUUAAUAGUGAAGACGAAAGUGUUGGUCUUAAAAGAACUGCUCAAAAUGAUGAUCAGAAUGAUACUCAGAAUUUAUCCAGCAAAACAAAUGGCCACUGCCAUAAUAGUUCAGUAAAAGAUAGCUGCAAUAAUGAAUAUAACACGCUCUCAGACCUUAAAACUAGUCGUUUCUCUGCUUCUCAGAAAGAAGGUACUUUUAUUGACUCUGGAUUAGAAAGCAUAAGCAGCAGUCACAAAGCCGGAGAUACUCCAGACAGCGGUUCUGAUUUCAGUCAAGAUAGUGCUAGCAGCAUGGAUUGUGAAUCACCACGGAUUUCAGGUCUGACUCUGGAUGAUGUAAAUUUAUUAGAUGAGUACAAUUCGAAAUCUCUGCAGAUGAGUACAAGCAGUUCUUUACCAAAUAUGAAAUCUUCAGGAAUAGAAGUAGCAGUAAAGAUACAUUUGAAUGAUAGAAAUGAAGAUCUUGGAUUUGCUUUCCUUUGCAAAGAAGAUGACGGUCAGAUUAUUGUAGACGCUCUUUCCGAAGAAAGCAUAGCUUACAAUGCAGGUGUACAUCUUGAAGAUCAAAUACUUGCAAUUAAUGGUGAAAGUAUUGCCUCAAAGCAGCCUUUAGAAAUUGCUUCCAUUUUGGAGAGAGCGAAAAAGAAUGGUUCUGUCGAUUUGCUGUUGUGGAGGCAUCACAAAGCUGCAGGCAGUUCUGACUACUCUCAAUCCCAUACGUCGGUGUUUCCAGUUGUGAAUGGAUCGGCAUAUAAUAAUAAUUCAGUGAGAAAAAGUACUUUUAUUCAAGAUGUUGACAAAAAGACCAGCCAAAGUAUAUCUUCUGCAAAUCAGAAUGAGCUUAAAAAUUCUGAAACAUGUAAAAAAUCUGGUCAGUGUUCUCUGUAUCACACUGAAAGAAGUAUUGAAUCUGAAAACGAAAUGUAUGUUGAUGAUUUUGAAGAACUGAAUCGGAAUUCUAAACUUAUUGAAAAAAAUCUUCAGAAAUUGCCAGUAAAUGAUGAAAUAAAAGAAAAUGGAAAUCAAAGCACAGUUUCUCCUCCUAAUUCUGUUUCUUCUGUUCUUUCAACUGUUUCUAAUACAUCUGUGAUUGCUAAUGGAUCAGUGACCAAAGAUUCAUGUAGUGUAACACUGAAGAACGUUCCUGCCAUAAAUGAUUCAAAUGCAACUUCUGCUACAUCUGUUUCCAAAACAUCUAUGAUUAAGAAUAGAUUAUUAGCUAAAGAUAUGCCUAGUGUAGAGAAAAAGGAAAGAACUGUUUCCGAAACAUUUAUGACUGCAGUCUCACUGUCUAAAGAUGAACCUAAAAUACAGAGAAAGAAAGCACAUUCUAAAAAUGACUUAGGUGUAACUCCUUGUAGAACUACUUUCAAUACUUCUGUGACUGCUGAUUGCUCCAUGGUUAAAGAUUCACCUAGUAUAGAGCAAAAGAAAGUACCUUAUAAAAAUGACUCAGCUGAAACUCUUGUUACAGUUGUUUCUGAUAUAUCUCUGCCUGCUAAUGGCUGUCUGGGUAAAGAUUCAACAAGUAUGGAGCAAAGGGACUCUGUUGGAACUUCUAUCACAGCUGUUUCUAAUACAUCGGUGACUGCUAAUGGCUCUUUGACUAACGAUUCACCAAGUGUAGAGCGAAAGAAAGUUUCCUCAGAAAAUGAAUCUGUUGUAAGUUCUGGUACAAGUAUUUCCAAAACAUCUGUGACUGUUAAUGGCUCGCUGACUAAAGAUUUACCUAAUGUAAAGCAAAAGAAAAUACGUCUUAAAAGUAACUCACUUAUAACUCCUAUUAUAGAUGUUUCCAGUAUGGCUGUGACUUCUGAUGGCAGUCUGACUAACACUUCAGCAAAUAUGGAGCAGAAGAAAGCAUCUCCUAAAAAUGGCUCUGUUGGAACUCCUAUUACAGCUGUUUCUAACACAUCUAUGACUGCUAAUGGUUCUUUGACUAACACUUCACCAAGUGUAGAGCAGAAGAAAGUUUCCCCAGAAAAUGACUCAGUUGUAAGUCCUGUAACAACCAUUUUGAAAACAUCUGUGACUGUUAAUGGCUCCCUGACUAAAAAUUUACCUAUUGUAAGGAAGAAGAAAAUACGUCUUAAAAGUAGCUCUCUUGUAACUUCUAUUAUAGAUGUUUCCAGUAUGGCUGGGACUUCUGAUGGCUAUCUGACUAACAAUUCAGCAAAUAUGGAGCAGAAGAAAGCAUCUCCUAAAAAUGACUAUGUUAGAAAUUCUGUUACAGCUGCUUCUAGUACAUCUGUGACCACUAAUUGCCCACUAAUGACUGAAGAUUCACCUAAUGUAGGACAAAAGACAAUAUUAUGUAAAAGUGAUUCAGAUGUAACUCCUGUUGCAAAUGUUUCCAAGAUAUUUGUGACUACUGAUGACUGUCAGACCAAAAAUUCAUCUAGUGUAGAACAAAAGAAAGCUUUUUCUGAAAAUGACCCAGUUGUAAUUUGUGUUAAUAAACCAGCGUUAGAACAAAAAUCUGACUUCAAAGAUGAAAAACAAAAUUUAAAUUCUGAUCAGAAGAAAUCGAAAAUUAAAAUCAUAAGAAAGAAGAGUAUGAAAAAUGAUACCAGUACUAAAAAUGUUAAUACAGAUGUAAAUACAUUUGCAAAUCAGAAAGAAUCAAGUAUUAAUCAAGUUAAAGAGGAUUCUUUAAGUAUUAUAUAUCAGUCUCAGCCUGUUAAAGAAAACAAAAAAGAUCUUGCCCACGAUCAAAAGAGCCAUGAGAAAGGUGCAUGUGUUUUUCUGAAAGAUGAUGUUCCUCCUGUAGAAAAAGUUGCUGAAGAAAUGGAAAAAUUAAUUCUUGAGCAGUUAGAAGAGGAAGAAAGAGCGAAAGAGAUGGCUGCUGAGAUACAACUGAAAAAUUCUGUCAACUCGCCAGAAAAUAUUUUAAUGGCUCCACUUCGCCUAGCUGAACCUCCCAAAGAAAAACCACCUCCACCACCAAGUGGUUCAAAUGAACCCCAAAAGCCAACAUCCCUGAAGAGAGUGAACUCUACUAAGCGCAUAAAGAAAGAGAUCCAUAAAAGGCGUUCAAAUUUUUUAGGAAUUGAGAAUGCUGAUGAAAACAUUUCUUGUGAAGAAACUUCUGUUCCACCACCACCUGCUCUGGAAGACAUUCUGAAAGCAGAAAUGGAAUUGGAUAGAGAAAGCAUGCGAAAAUUGGAGAGUGCUGCCGCAGAGCGCCUAACUUUAGAAGAAAACGAAAUAAUCCAAAAGGAGCAAGAAAUUAUUCAAACAUUAGAGAAGGAAGAAAGACAACAACAUAUUGCAAAUGAGAAUACAGAUUUCUGGCAUGACUCGCAAGAAAAAGAUAGAAUACAAAGUUUGAAAGAAGAGAGGAAAAGAAUAGAAGAAGAAAGGAUGAUAAAUGAAGAACAGCACUUGAGGCUACUGGAAGAGGCACAGUUGAGAGAGCGGGAGGAGUAUAUCAGAAAGCAAGAGGGUGAUAAUUCUUCUCGAGACCAACUUUCUGCAUCUGAGCCUGUUGCUGAAAGCUUGUCUAAUACCACAAACUCUCUCGUUGUUUCUUCUGUAUCUCCUGACACAUCACUUUCUGGUAUUAAUGGUGAAGGGAAAAUUUCUCUUUCAAAUUCUGUUCCACAGCUGUCUGACCAGAAAGCUGUGAAAAUUGGUGAAAAAACAAGUAAUGCCACGGCAAAGCCAGCUGUGCCUCCAAAGCCUUUGAAAAAGAAGGAGGCUAUACGUAAAGAAAGAGAACGCCUCAGGCAAGAACAGGAAGCUUUGCAAAGGGAGCGUGAAGAACACAGGCAAAAAUUAAUUAAAGAGCAAGAGGAGCUUGCAAAAAAUCACCCCAAAUCCCAUGCUCCCGAUGUUCCCUAUUCACGAUUAGGCCCACUUCCUCCUCUUGUCAAGCCUGCUUACCCUCCACAACUAACCCCUUCCCUUUCUGCUCUACCUGGUAACAGAGAGAACAUCACUGUCGCUAGUAGGAGUAUCCACGGGUCUCAGAAUGGCAGUCUUGGUUCUGUAGAUCCUUUCAGUCAGUUGAUGAAUAAACAGAACAGGCCAGUUAUCCCAUCCCAAACUAAGGUACCAUUAAAUGAAAUCUGGGGUCAGCAAAAGAUGCCUUCUGUCAGGAAGCAGAACCAUGAACCUUUGAGUGAAAGUCGAUACAAUCAGAACCAUUGGCUGAUCCAGGAGGCGGAAAUGCGGAGGAUAACAGAACUGAAAGAACGACAACGUGCCACACAUCAUUCUCAAACGCAUCUUGCAGAAGAUAACGUUUGUAGUAUUACUCCAAAAGUGCCAGUUCUGCCUCCCACACAAAACCAACACCAAAACUAUGCAACUCCUGAAAUUCUAUGGACCUAUGGGAACGUUGGUUCAACAAUCAAGAAAUAUCCUUCCAUCAAUCCCAACAAACCUUUUCCAGUUUAUGCGAGGGAGCCCACGGCGCAAGCUCCAGUGAAGCCAUCUCGAACGGGGCCAUUGGAAAGACAAGAGCAGAUGCUGUCUGUUAGUGGGCGUAAGAGGUGUUCGCAUUGCAAUGAGGAAUUAGGUCGUGGAGCUGCCAUGAUAAUUGAAUCCCUCCAGCUGUAUUACCAUAUCCACUGCUUCCAGUGCUGUGUGUGUCAAGCUCAGCUGGGCAAUGGCUCCUGUGGUACAGACGUCAGAGUUCGAAACAACAAACUUCACUGCCAUAAUUGCUAUAGUAAUGAUGAAGCUGGCGUGAAAUGUAGCCAAGUAUGAAGAAUACAUGCAAAAUAUAUAAAUAUCUGCAUCAAUAACACUGAACAUACUUAAAUUAGGAGAGCUUGUGGAUGAAGAAAGAAAAACUUCUAGCUGCUUCGUAUUUAAACUAAAGGGAGACCAUUCUUCAAGAUGAGAAAAGCUUAGAAAUUUUAUUUUUUUUUCAUAAAAAUUAAAUGAAUUUUAGGUUUCAGUUCUUACUAGUAUUUCAGAGUAGUUAAACUAUACUGUAAUAGUAUGUGUAAAAUGAUAAAUUUUUGUUAUAUAUUUAUGUGGAAUUUUAACAAUUCAAACUUCAUGUUAAAAAUUGCAAAAAAUACUAUAAUAUUUAAUUACUUUAAAAGAACGAAUAAGUAUCCUUAAGAGAAAACUGUAGAAAAAAAGGGAAUAAUAUGUUCAUAAGAGAGCUAUUUUAUUGAUGUUACAUAGCUUUUUACAACUGUGAUAACACAACGUUAUGAUUCUAAAUUAACAAAGCUACUUUUAUAACUUUAUUUGGACCGAGAAGCAGCUUACUUGUAAAGUUGUAAAUAUGUAUUUAUAUAUGUUAAUAGCUACCUGUAAAGUCAUUUGUUAGUUUGUGGUUAAGAAAAGAUGUAUAGUUACAUUGAAAUUUGAUGACAUGUGCAUGGAAUUUUGUGUGAAAAUUAGUUCAGAUUAGUGAAUAUGCGCAGAUGGAAAAUUUCUUGAUAAUUAAUUUCUUGAAUUUAAACACUUUACAAUCUUUAUUUUAAUAGUGCCUUAUAUAAGAAGAAAAUUUAAGCAAAACAAGCAGAAUAUACACGUCUGUGAUUGAGAAGUUCCUGUUGAUUCAUUUUUUGAAAAUAAGGCUUUAUUUUUCUUAGCAUUCAUAUUCAACAACUGCAUAGUGAAUAGAAAAGAUAUGUAUUUAUUAUAUAUUGUUACAAUGUGGCUGUGUACAUAAAAUGAUUUUAUCACAGAAACUAUAUAUUUGUACCUGAGAAUUUUAUUACUAAGAUCCAAUGUUUAUUUUUGCAGUUAUAAAUUGUAGUGCACGGUUGAUUAAGUUGUGAAAAGAGAGCAAUUUUAAGAUCUGUUGCUGAAUAUUGUGUAAAAAAUGUGGAAAUAAAAAAAAUCAUCAAAUUGUGGA
Molecule: messenger RNA, 6568 nt
Organism: Stegodyphus dumicola
Lineage: Eukaryota; Metazoa; Arthropoda; Arachnida; Araneae; Eresidae
Biological process (GO): regulation of focal adhesion assembly; positive regulation of stress fiber assembly
Cellular component (GO): stress fiber
Molecular function (GO): myosin II head/neck binding
Source: RefSeq, a predicted model, not a curated record